Talaromyces rugulosus is the source of this 894-nucleotide messenger RNA. RefSeq lists its product as uncharacterized. The coding region runs from base 1 to 894 and encodes 297 amino acids. The record is from RefSeq and is a predicted model, not a curated record. Lineage: Eukaryota; Fungi; Ascomycota; Eurotiomycetes; Eurotiales; Trichocomaceae. The transcript has 3 exons. Gene Ontology annotation, cellular component: intracellular anatomical structure. Gene Ontology annotation, molecular function: oxidoreductase activity, acting on NAD(P)H, oxygen as acceptor.
AUGCACCCCCUUUUCUCGCUCCAAGGUCGAACGGCAAUCGUCUCGGGCGUCGCAAACGCAGGGAUAGGCUUUGCCAUAGCACAAAUCCUCGCCGAAGCCGGAGCCAGCGUCGCCAUUCUAUACAAUCGAAACAAAUCAGCCAUUGACGCUGCCGAGACCAUAUCCAAGAGCCAUGGAAGAGAGCGAGAGAGAGAGAUAGGCAGCGCAUACCAAGUCGACGUGGCCAAGCAAGCAGACAUUGAAGCGGUGAUUGCACAAAUCGUGCGCGAUUACAAUGGACGACUGGAUAUUUUCGUCGCUAAUAGCGGUAUUGCAUGGGACGAGGUUGGCGUGAUUGACAGCAGUGUCGCGCAUUACCACCAGGUCAUGUCUACGAACCUGGACGGCGUGUACUAUUGCGCGCGAGCUGCUGGAUGGCAUUUCCGGCGACAGGCAGCAGAGAAAACUACAAUUACUGGAGAAGUUCUGAAUGAUUUUAGAUCGGGCAGUUUCGUGGCGACGGCGAGUAUGAGUGGGCAUAUUGUCAAUGUGCCGCAUUUGCAGGCUGCGUAUAAUACAUCCAAAGCCGGGGUGAUUCAUCUCUGCAAGUCUCUGGCCGUGGAAUGGGCAGGGUUCGCCCGCGCAAACACGGUGUCGCCGGGGUUCAUCGAUAGUGGGUUGACCGGAGAGUGCUCAGACGAGGUCAAAGACUCGCUCAGCGCAAAGACUCCUAUGCGGUUUGUGCAAACCGAGCAUAUAACGAGAGAGUUGAGUUGCGUUCCUGACAUCCAUGCUACUAGUCGUAUAGGACAUCCGGACGAGUUGAAGGGUGCGUAUCUUUAUCUGGCAUCGGAUGCUUCGAGCUUUACGACCGGAGCUGAUAUUGUGGUGGAUGGGGGAUAUUGCUUGCCAUGA